Tachyglossus aculeatus (Australian echidna) is the source of this 2247-nucleotide messenger RNA. It is a transcript of the gene TRIM42, whose product is annotated as tripartite motif containing 42. The record is from RefSeq and is a predicted model, not a curated record. Gene Ontology annotation, cellular component: chromatin; nucleoplasm. The transcript has 5 exons. Gene Ontology annotation, molecular function: zinc ion binding; protein binding; ubiquitin-protein transferase activity. Gene Ontology annotation, biological process: positive regulation of DNA-templated transcription. Lineage: Eukaryota; Metazoa; Chordata; Mammalia; Monotremata; Tachyglossidae. The coding region runs from base 53 to 2212 and encodes 719 amino acids.
GUGGGGAGGCAGGUGGAACGGAGGAAUUUUCCGUCGCGGAUGAUCACUGCUAAUGGAGGCCGCCAUCUGCAUCUGCUGUCCGUGUUGCACGUGGAACAAAUUGUGCCCUCGGACAUGCUGCCAGUGGCUGUGUUGCAAGUUUUUAUUCACCCACGAGAGGAACUGUACUUGCUGUCCCUGCCCUUACAGAGACGAGAAGGAUUGCCAAUGCUGUCACUGCACCUGCUCGGAGAACCCAAAUUGCCACUGGUGCUGCUGUUCCUGUGCCAACGAUCCAGACUGCAAAUACUGCUGCUUUCCUCAUGGAGAUAACACCGUGUGCCACUACCACGAGAGCCGAUGCUGCAAGAGGCUCUCGUGCCACUUCCGAGAAGGUGGACUUCAGAGCGUACGUACUUCCAGAACUGUGUUCUUCUCUAAGCAUGAACGGGUCUGUCAAGGACCCAAUCUUCUGGAAUACCUCAUCUGUCCAGUCUGUUAUAAGCUGAGACUCCAUUCGUACAUCCUGCCCUGCAAUCACUGCCUUUGCGAAAAAUGCAUAUUCAGAUUGCAAGCCGAUGUCGAAAUCACGGAAAGUUUCUUCAUCCUGGUGUGCCCGCUGUGUAACAAGGCCCACUGCCUCCCCUACAGCAAUCAAAUGCAGCUUCCUGAAAACUAUCUGAAAGGUAAAUUGGUUAAAAAGUACAUGCAGUCGCAUGGCUUUCUAAAAUGGAGAUUCGACCGGCGGCCCGGACCAGCCUACUGUGAGGUGUGUAAAGACCGAACCAUGAAGGCCCACAAGCGUUGUGCUACCUGUCGGCUGAAUUUCUGCAGUAACUGCCUCAUACAAUUCCACUCUGACUUGUCCAUGCAAGACCAUGUCUUCAUGGACGCCUGCCCGGAAGACGUUGAGGAAAAGAAAUGCAUCCACCAUCGAAACACCAAUAUCACCGAGUACUGUAGAGAUGACAAUGAGCUUCUCUGUAUUUUCUGCAAAGAGGCAUUCCACAAUGGGCACGAUACCCUCAACUUGCUGGAUGCUUCCUCAGAGAUGGCAGCUGCUCUUUUCGGUGCAAUUGCAAAAUUUAAAGCAGUCCGAUACGACGUUGAUAAUGACCUAAUGGAUUUCUCCAUGUUAAAAGCCAACUCAAAGACUGAGAAGGGACUCAAAAGGAAAGAAAUCCGGAAUGGUUUCCUAAAGCUGCGCCAGAUUCUUCAGGAGCAUGAGAAAAUUUUCAUGGAAACACUGGAGAACAUUGACGGAGUCAAACUGAAAGAAAUUGAAAAUUAUGUCAAUUUCACGGCUGCAAAUGUGUCUCAGAUGGACCGGCUCAUUGCAUACUCCAAGGAAGCCCUGAUGGAGCCAAGUCAAGUGGCGUUUUUACAGUCAGCCAAAGGACUGGUAGAUGAAAUAGAAAACAGGAUUCUCACCACCUUCCAAUCUAACCCUCAUCUUAAGAAAGCCCUAAAACCGACUCUUUACGUGGAUUUCAAGCAGCUUGCUGAUAACUUGUAUGCUUUGUUCCCGACCCCUGCCCAGAUGUGCAUGGAAAACGACAACUCGGGACCUUACCAUUACCACUCGGAGCUAAUAGAUCCCCAAAGGGGAGGCCUCAACACCCAAAGCAUUUGCAUCGAACCGAUGUUGGAGGGGAAGUCAUCCUUACGCUCCCUCACCACGCCCUGUGAUCCAAACAGGGUGUGUAACGAAAUGCCUUCAGAAAUCCAAUCUCCGUUGCUUCCCAGGAAGUGUGAAGGGAUGCAUGCCUACUGGCCUGCCCCUCUGGAGGUUCAGAGCACUGAGAGGAACUGCCCAAACUGUGGUAGCUGCCACACUUGGUAUUCAUUUAACGAUGGAGUUUCCCGGGUCCCGGGCUCUAUCUUAAUCUACCAGACCCUUGUCUACCCCAGAGCGGCCAAGAUCUACUGGACAUGCCCUACUGAAGAUGUGGAUUACUUUGAGAUGGAAUUCUACGAGCUCAUUAAUUAUUCUCCCAACAAUACCAAGUCGGAGUUAAGUGGACAAAUCAGUGACAUAAGGGAACAACAUCUUGAGCUACAUAACUUGACUCCCAAUACUGAAUAUCUUUUUAAGGUCCGUGCAGUCAACGAUAACGGACCUGGUCAAUGGAGUGACAUUUGUAAGGUAGUUACUCCAGAUGGUCGAGGGAAAUGUAAAGGCAAAUGGGGUUUGCUGAAGAAUAUUCAAAAUGUUCUCUACAGACAUUUCUGAUCUCUCCACAAACAAGAAAACAAUUUUUAAAAGAU